GGUCCUGUUCACUUUUCAUUUUUCUCGUAUUUUUUUCCCCUCUGUAGGUUUAAGUCAAGUCGGAUUUUUCUUUUAAUUUUACAUUUACUCUUGAGUUUUGUGGAAUGUUUUUAAUUACUUCGUGACAGGAAACAGUGAAGCCGAACCCGGAGAAAGUGAGGAGUGGCCGGGGCCCGAGCUGGAGCCUCCUGCCCGAGGCCAAUGUCGAUCAUAAAGCUUUCUAUACAAGGAAUAGGAUCAGCCAUGCAGUGGGGAAUUUCCACCAGGAUUUAUGGAGUGUGGGGGGUAUAGGAAUAGGGCAAGCAAUAAGGUGUUUCGGUAAGGCGUGUUGGAUCUGGGAAAAGAGUUCAGUAUGGAUGGAAUGGAAUCGAACAAUGAGGACAAUUGCUCAAGUGCCACAGCUAUGAAUGUUGACUCUGCUGAAACGAGUUGUUUGGCAGAAGAAGAUGAAGGUGAUCCGUCUGAAUCUCAUGGCUGUUCAAAGCAAGAAGGAGCAUUGGAACCUGUCUUGAAAGAGCAACAUCAGGACAAGUGCAGCCUGGAGCAGAAGCUGUGCGUAUUUUGUAACUGUGGAGAGCAGAGUUUACAUGGACAAAGAGAACUGAAACAAUUUGAUCCAUCAGUUGUGUUGACUGAACUUGGAAACGGAGGGACUAACAGAACUGAGAAGGAAUCGUUGAGGCAUGCGAGUGUUUUGGGGGUGGAGGAGCUCUCGGAUGAGCUCGCACGAGUUGGCUUUGAGCAAAGUGCAACAACAGUGGCUCUCUUUGAGUCAACAGGGCAUUUCUGGGCUCAUCAUUGGUGUGCAGCCUGGUCACAUGAUGUUGAGCAGGGUGAGGGGCAAAGACUGGUCAAUGUGGAUAAAGCUGUAAUCUCAGGUAUCUCGCAGAAAUGCGAAUAUUGUAAACGGUUGGGUGCUACCAUCCGAUGCCAGAUGGAAGGAUGUUUAAGAUCGUACCACUUUCCCUGUGCAGCAGCAUCUGGAUCCUUUCAGUCAAUGAAAACCUUGACUCUUCUCUGUCCAGACCAUACUGAUAAAGCAGUGCAAAUAGCGAAGGAUGAGGCAAAUUGUGGUGUGUGUGAUGCUCCAGGGGAUCUCCUGGACCUUCUCUUCUGUACCAGCUGUGGACUGCACUACCAUGGUGCAUGCCUGGAAAUUGUAGUGACGCCAGUUAAGCGCGCUGGUUGGCAGUGUCCCGAGUGCAAAGUAUGCCAGACUUGCAGGCAGCCUGGUGCGGACACAAUGAUGCUCGUGUGUGAUGCGUGUGAUAAGGGCUAUCAUACGUUUUGUUUGAAACCAGCAAUGGAGUCGCUGCCUACUGAUAGCUGGAAGUGCAAGAACUGUCGUGUGUGCAGUGAUUGUGGUUCAAGAUCUGCAGGGAAACAUGCCAAUACACAGUGGCAUCAGAACUACUCAGUUUGUGAGAAAUGUUACUGGCAAAAGAACAGGGAUAGUACCGUGUGUACGAUAUGUGGUAAAACAAAUGGACAAACAGAUGACACUUUAAACUGCCAUAUCUGCCAAAAGUGGAUCCAUGCAGACUGUAGCCCUUCAUCUCUCAAUUUGCCAGGGCAACAGUACACAUGUCCAAUGUGCAAAAGCCCACUGCAAAAUACAGGGCUUUCAUCUCCUGAGCCUGUUGAUGAAAGGCAAUUAAAACUUGAGUCAGCGGCAUCGGAGAAAAUGAAAGAACAAACUGAGUGGACUGGAAGCCAGCAAAAGGACUUGAAACCAGAAGAACAAUUGAUGAGUGAAUGUGUUGCUGAAGACUCUUUGCACGAACAGGAGGAUUCUAUCAAUACAGUUAGUAAUGUGGAACUGGAAAAUCCAAAACAACAAAUAUCAGAAGUUAACACUGUGGAACAGGUGGAAUCUCAGUCUCUUGGUUCUUUGGAGGAAAAUGGAGUUGGGGUCUCAACUUUACAGAAAGAAUUUGAACAUGAAAAGCCCACUGAGAGAUUGCAUUCUUCUCAUAACACAGAGAUUCAUAAGACUUCCGAAACUGGGACACAUGGUGCACAAUCUGAGAGCAUUAGAAGUUCAGUGGAGUCUCCCUCUGCAGAAAAAGAGCUUGCAGAACACUUUAGUUCAGAAAAGACAGACCAACCAGAACCCUUCUUACAGACACAGGAAACAAAAGUGGAAAGCUCAGUUUCUCUUCUAGACCAGGCAGAGGUUUGCAUUAAUGCAGACAUUGAUGCUGGUCCCAAUAGUUCCAUUCCACAGGAGACAAAAGCCAAUCACUUCACCACAGACCCUGACCUGAUGGAUUCUGUCAGUAUUUCUGCUGAAACACAGUUAGAUGGUGCCUCCUUUGUUUUAAUCAAGCAGGAGACUGACAAAAUCCACAAAGAUAAAACUGAACUCUGUGAUAUUCCUGCUGAUUCAACUUGUGACUCUGUGGAUAGAGGUGAAGUUUCUGACAUGGUGUCCGAUGGAAUGGAGACCAAGGGAGAUCCUGUUGAGAUGGACAUAAAUGAUGAUGUGACUCCUAUGGAGGUUGUACCUGCAGGAAAUAGGCUGAAGACUGAGCAAGACACUCAGAUGGAAGUGCAGGAUGUUGCAAGUGCAGACCCUGCCUGUAACAUGCUAAUUAAAUCUGAGAUUGUGGAGGAAACGUCAAAUCAAAGUCAAACUGACUCAAAUAGCACCUGCUUGGAACCAGAUUUUUCAAAUACUUUGGACCGUGAUGCAGGCUUGGUUCCAAUGGAUGUUUGUAUGACGUCAACAGAUGAUAUUUCUCCAAGGGUGGAAGAUGAGGCUGAAAAAGUAAAUUCAGACCUGCGGCUAACAGAAACAGAAGAUUCCUUGCCAGCUGAUCCUGGUAUGAUGAAGGGUGAAUCUGGCAAGCCUGCAGUUAUGAAGAGACGUUUCUCACCAGGUCGGCCUCGAGUCAAACAGGGUCGUUGUAACAGUUUUCCAGGUAAAAAGCGACCACGUGGUGGUCAUGUUGGACGAGGGCGAGGACGAUCACGCUUGAAGUCUGUAUCUGGAAUCUUGGAGUCUUUGGGGUCUACAGGUGUAGAUACAUCUCCAAGUAAAGAUGAUGAUGAUGACGAUGAUACGAUGCACAACACGGUGGUCCUCUUCUCCACUGAGGACAAAUUUAUUCUCCUGCAGGAUAUGUGUGUGGUAUGUGGGAGCUUUGGACGAGGAAUAGAAGGACAAUUGUUGGCCUGUUCACAGUGUGGGCAGUGUUAUCACCCGUAUUGUGUCAAUAGUAAGAUCACAAAAGUUAUGUUGAGCAAAGGAUGGCGUUGCUUAGAAUGUAUUGUGUGUGAAGCAUGUGGCAAAGCUUCUGAUCCUGCUCGUUUAUUGUUGUGUGAUGAUUGCGAUAUAAGUUACCACACAUACUGCCUGGAUCCACCAUUGCAGACUGUGCCAAAGGGUGGUUGGAAGUGCAAGUGGUGUGUAUGCUGUACACAAUGUGGUGCCACAACACCUGGUUUUCACUGUGAAUGGCAGAAUAACUACACCCACUGUGCACCUUGUGGCAGCCUUGUUACUUGUCCAAGCUGUAAUGAAGACUAUGAAGAAGAGGACCUUCUCAUACAGUGUCACCAUUGCGAUCGGUGGGUCCAUGCAAUUUGUGAAAAUCUUUUCACAGAAGAUGAAGUGGAGCAAGCGGCAGAUGAGGGCUUUGAUUGUACUGCAUGUGAGCCAUUUGUUGUUCGUCCAGUUGUUCGAAGUGAAUCCCCUGUGGUUACACCUAUCAUCAAAGUGAAGGAUCCAGAUUUAAUUUAUUCGAUUGUAGAACCGCGGUUUUAUAAUCAGGAUGGAGUAUGGCUGACAGAAUCAGGGAUGUCACAGUUCCGAAGUAUGGUUCUUUCACCGUCACACAAAAAAGGACCAAAGCCAAAACUAAAGAACAAACCUUCAACUCCAUGCAGCGAGCCAAUGUUGGUCAGUAUAGAUGGCUCAUCUAUAGAAAUAAAGAAAGAAGAAGGUGAUGGGGAGGAGGAAAAAGCUGCCAUGGAACCAGGUGAAUGUGACAUAAAACCUGAUGCACCUGUCUGCCAGGAACAUGAUGUCUGUGCAAUAAACAAUGCUGGAAAAACAAGUGAGGAAACUGAGGAAGGGAAAAAGAGAAAGAGGAAGCCAUAUCGACCUGGAAUUGGUGGAUUUAUGGUCCGUCAGAGGCAGUCGCGGAUGAAGAAUUUGAAUAAAAUCUCUGUGGCACAGCCUGGCAUGUCCAUUGACUGUCCAAAUAUUGAGAGCAACAAAGAAGAAGGUACUCUGAUAGAACUUCCAACUGAGAGUGCCAGUGAUAUACCUGUGAUAGGACCAGAUGUAGGUGAGAAAGCAAAGAAACGGCAGCGCCGAAAGAAAAGCAAGUUGGAGGAUUCCUUUCCAGCAUAUCUGCAGGAAGCGUUCUUUGGAAAGUCAUUGCUGGACAGCAGUCGGAAAGUUUGCCUCAGCUCAGAGGGUUUCUCUGACAGUGAAAGCACUGAGUUUCCACAAGGCACCUCUCAGUCGGACCCAGCACCUCAGCAGAAGGACCCAACAGAUGAAAAGCGUGAUGGAGCCCAGGAGAGGGUUCCUGAUGCAAAGACAAUCCAAGGCCCCCUCGAACGUAAUGGAGACCCAAUCCCAGAUGACCCACCUAAAACUGAAGAAACUCAGCCAGAUGGAAUCGCUGGGAUUGACGUCUCAUCCAUUACGGAUGAACUUUCAUCCAGUCACCCUGAUGAAAGCUCAAAGCGAAACCAAGCUUUUAAUGAUGUUCCAGUGGAGGGUGCCCUCAGCUCAGAUCUUGACAAGAUUGUAACAGAGGAACUGGCACAAAUGGAGAGUAAAGACGUACAGCAGCUCUUCACUGAUGUUCUGGGAUCACAGGGAAAUCAUCCACUUCCAGAAUCAACACUGAGUAGUGUCAAAACAGUAUCUGAAAGCCAUCUUCUCACUUCCCAUGGGUUAGGAGAACUCAUCAGACCUUCAUUAAGCCAGCAAUCUCUACUUCCUGGAGGGGCAAUGGCCGUUGGGCAACUUGCUCUUGGUGGUUCUUUAGCACAGACUUCAUGUGCAGCAGGAGAGUCUUUUCCCAAUGUCUGUCAGUCACCAUUUCUUGAAAGCAGGGAAAGGAGUAUCCCUUUCAGCCCAGAUAGUGGAGAGCAACAGAGCCCGUGGACAACGCCAGCUACGCCAGCUACCCCAACCACUCCAACUACCCCCACCACUCCUACAGAGGGAGAAGGGGAUGGACUUUCCUAUAACCAGCGAAGUAUAUUGAGAUGGGAAAAAGAUGAGGCUUUGGGAGAAUUAUCAACCAUAUCACCUGUUCUCUACGCAAAUAUCAACUUCCCUAACUUGAGACAGGAUUACCCAGAUUGGGCAAGUCGUUGUAAACAGAUCACUAAGAUUUGGAGGAAGGUCCCAGCAGUUGAUAAAGCACCAUUUCUGCAAAAGGCCAAAGACAACAGGGCAGCUCAGCGCAUCAACAAAGCACAGAAGCAGGUUGACAUGCAAGGUAACAAGCAGCCAAAAAUUGAGAGACAAGAGGUAAAGCAGGAUCGUAAACCACCUCGUCAUCCACAUACCCUGACUCAGAGUCCUGCAAUGACCAGUCUUGCUCCAGCAACAUUAGUUGUGGGGAAUUCUGGUUCCCCAGCAGAAAUGAGGAUUGACGGUUUAGGCCCGAAUGCUUCAUUACACGGUAAUAAAUCAUUUACUACCUCGACUAAUGAAUUUGUAAAACUGCAAGCAACAAGCCCAUCCCCAAAAGACUCCAGCAGUGACUUGUUCCCAAAACUGCAUAUGCAGUCUCCAACUGGAGUUGUAGCCCAAGAUCCUUUUGGGCAUUCGCUAACAUCAUAUCCUCAGGAACCCAAUGUUCAGUCUUCCAGUAAUCCAAGUCAAGCAUCGGCAUGGAACAGCCCUCACCACCAGUCAAGUGUACCUCGCCCUGUUGUUCCAGGCCGACCACAGCUGCUUGCCUCUUCAGAGCUACAUUCUGCCACACCAGGAAUGUCACAUCAUCAGCAUCCUUUAGUCCCAGACUCAUUCCUCCGAUCUAGAGUGCUUGGUGAAUCACACGAUACCCAUACAGUUGAUCAGCCAUUAGGAAGUCCAGGGUUUCGAUCAUCACAGUCGACAGACUGUUACACAAAACCGCUUGAAGCUUUAACGCUGCCAUCACCAACUGGAGACCAGUUAAGGCGACUUUCAGAUACAGAAAUUGGAGCACAGCAUCCAAGAAAUGAACAGUUUGCAGGAGUCAUGAGACAAGAUUUAAGUACAAAUUCCUUGGCUUCCCUUUACAGAGCUGCAAUGUUGGAUCCAAAUAUGAGUGUACGGUCACUUUCAGAUGGGAGGGAUAGAGAUAUCUUCAAAGCCCCUUUAACUCCCAGAUCAUCAUAUGUGGACCAAACACCUACAGUACCUACUCAACGUUCUCAGGAACUACACCCUCAAUCUCAGGGUGUCUCGCCACAGGCUCAGACCGAUUUGUACCGCCAGUCUCCUUCCACACCAUUUUCUGAUCCAUACCAUCAAUCUUCCUUGACACCACGACCAUCUUCUAGUGAGAGCUGCUCCCCGUUACCUCCUAAAUCACUUCCUGCUGACUCUCUCUCCAGGGUACCAAUGAGUCCGCAAUCUCAGUGUAGUUCACCGUUGACACCCAGGCCACAUUCCAAUGAGGCAUUUCCUCAGUCUCCCAUUGCCUCUAGAUUCCAAUCACCAGAUCCUUAUUCAAGGCCACCUUCAAGAGAUCCUUACGCUCAGCUUCACAAACCACAGAGAUCCCAAAUGGUUGACACCGGAUUUAAAUCCUCUCCAGUGCCUCAUGGGCAACCAAGUAGUACCGUUCAACAUUCAGCAAUGUUUUCUCAGCACAGUGACCCACAUCCAAAAGCAGCUUAUGUAAUGCAGCCUCAGUCUCCAAGGCCUCUCAGUUUUGAGCCAUGUGCCAAGACAUUUGCCAGCAGUCAACCACAAAAUCAAUUUCCUUUCACUUCAUCACCAGGAGAUAUGGUUAAAGAAUCCCAUUCUCAGCCGUCAGUAUCUCAGAUGCCUCGAACAAAUAAUUUUCCAUCAAGUCAUUUAAUGGGGAAUCAGCUCAAUGUAACUGAUGCUCAUUGCUCUCAACUCAAUGCUAGUAAUCAGUCAGGGCCUCCAGAUGCUGCAUCUGUUACAAGAGAUGAAGCUUUCACCAAUAUGCCUUUAAGGCCAUCCUUGAUCAAGCAAGAUACACUACCUUUACAGCAAGAUUGUCCAUACCAGACUUCUUCUAACAAUCGAUCAGUAAGUGAUUCAUCUCCAUCAGAGAGAAGCAGCGAGAGUUCCACACAAGUCCACACUCCAGCAUCUCCCAGCAGAGACUUGCAUGAGCUCCCAUUCAACAGGGGAGCACAAACUGGAAAUCUGAGUCAGACGGAACUUGAGAAACAGAGACAGCGUCAGAGGUUGCGUCAGCUUUUGAUACGUCAGCAAAUUCAACGGAAUAACUUGCGACAGGAGAAAGAACAGGCGGCUGCAUGCGGUAGUGGCACUACCACAACCAGUUGGUCAAAAGAAAAUCCAAGUCAGCCCCAUGAGCUACAGACAAGAGCGCCACCUCCAUACCCCCUCUCUCAGGAUCGGUCUGGCCUUCGAGGGCUGAUCCCUGCCUCUGGAAAUGGAAGGUUAAUAAAUCCAGUGGUACUAGAAAAACAGCAUUUGUUUCCUCAGGAAGAGAGUCUCUGUCGGCCUCCACAACCAGGCAUUCCCCCUGCUGGUGAAGUGAAUGCUCCCAGACAACCAGGGGUUGGUAACCCACAAGGAUUCCACCCAAGAGGCAAACCAGCUAAUCAACAGCAACAGUGGCAACAGCAGUUAAUACAAAGGCUUCCUGGGCAGACCCGUUUCCAGCAACCAGAAUCUUUGCACGUGAAUAGGCCUGGAAUGACAAUGCAAAUGAAUAGCACAGCUGGGCUUAACCCUAGGAUUGCCACUCAAAUCACUUUUCAAAAUGCACAACAACAAAUUGUAGCUUCACCUAUUCCUGUGAGUCCUCAGUAUAUAGAACUGAGGCACAAUUCCCAACGACUGCCCAUAGCUGCCCAGUUGGUACAACGUGCACCCCAGCCAAGGCCACGCCUUCCAUUACCAAAUCAAGAAAUCAGUUCAUUUGUGCACCAAAUGCAGGGAUGUAAGGUCAUAUCGAGAGGUCCAGGUACACCUUUGCCACAGUCACCAGUUGGAAUUACACUCUUGCCCCAGCAGAAUAUUUCUACUCCAUUACCAUCUUCACCUCAUUCAGUGGAAGUAUCAAGUGCCCAUCAGCAUAUCCAGACAAAAGAUCCAUUGGAAUCUACAGUACAAGUUGAAGCACAGCAGCCAUUUCAGACUAGUUCAUCGACUACAGCAUCCACUUCAAGUUGCAGUACUGAUGGCUUGAAGGGCAACACAGUAUCCUUUCCACUUAACUCUGUCCCAUCCAUCUCCAAUGUAGUUAGAGAGCACACAGAGUUGGAUCCAAGGAAGAUCUCUUGUGAUGAUUCAGUUGAAAAAGCUUUAGAUGAAGAACUAGGUUCACCUAAAGAGCUAGAUGAAGAAGAUGACCUUGCCAAUUUGAGUCUUGACCCAGACAGCAAGACAGAUGAUGAACUUGGUAACCUUGAUAACCUAGAAACCAAUGAUCCCCACCUUGAUGAUCUUCUGAAAUGUGAGGAAUUUGAUCUACUAGCUUAUACUGACCCUGAGCUAGACACUGGUGACAAAAAGGACAUAUUUACAGAGCAAUUGCGUUUAGUGGAAUCUGCAAAUGAGAAGGCAGAAGAAAAUCAGAGUAUACUUGCUGAUCAGGAUGCUGUAGACCCAGCUGAUAAAUGUACAAAUGAUAAUGUCAGCAGCUCUGAUUUAGAAAAGACUGAGAAAGAAGAGGAGAGUGGAAAAGCAAAAACCAAAUCGGUUAUUAUUGCAGAUACUCUAUCUUCUUCUGAUAGGAUUACUUGUGAGUCAGUGAAUGAUGUCAACACAGAAACGAGUGCUAACAGUCAAAGCAGUGAUCCAGUCACUAGGGCCCCAUCUACUGAUAAUUCUCCUAAGCCUACUCUUGAUCACGCAAUGAAGGUCGAAGAAAAUGUUUCCCAAAGUUCAGCUUGUCAGUUUGUAGCAAAUACUUCCACGGCUCAGACAGUUUUGAUAAAAUCAGAAAGCCCACCAAAGGGAGAUGAUGAGAGAGGAGCAGUGUCAAUGCUACUCAAUCUAGGUACUGGACUUAAUGUCAACACAAGUAUAGCACUGUGUCAGAGUUCUGCAUGCACGACCAGUGGAACACUGACAACUACUCAAAGUGGUACAGUUGCUUCGGGUAGUCAUGGAUCUGCACGGAUUCCCAACAAUGAACAUUCUAAUGUGGACUUGGAAACUAUGCCCUGCACAUCUUCAGCACAGAUAAUAUCCAAGUUGCCACUGGUUGUCCAGUCUAGGCCAUCAUUGGGUAAAUUUGGACUUGAUGAAAUGUGCCAACAUGUGCCCAGUAUGGAGCCGAAACGUCGGUCUGUGGAUGACCUUGUCAAAGUGGAGAGCUCUUUGGAGGCAAGUGAGCUUCCACUACUUCUCCAUGAUUUGCUUGAACAAGAGAAAAUGGAACUGCAGCAGCAGCAGUUGGGAGGAUCACAGUGUAUAUCUGCUCAACAGCAGCAGCAUUCAGGACCAAAGACCCAUCUUCCAGUUCUGCAACAGCUUGAGGUUUCACAUCAACAGACUCAUCCAGGGCUUCCCCAACACCUUCCAACAACACAGCAGUCUCAGCACCUUGAGGGGCCACAACAGAAUUUAAACUUGCCACAGCCACGUAUCUUGGGGGUGAUACAACAUCAUCAGUUGGGGAUCCCAAGAUCUCUUCCAUCUUCACAGCAGCAACAAUUGGCAGCAUCACAGCAACGGCUUGGAGCCUCACCACAUGUAGUCAUGUCCCAACAGCAGCAGCAUGUGGCAACAGGGCAACAUCCAACACAGCAGAUAGUGGCCUCACAGCAGAGUCAACAUUUGACCUCACCGCAGUUAUUGCCAACUCAGCAGUUGGCUGUAUCGCAAAUGGGCAUCAUGCAGCAGACGCAGCAAGUUGUGAUGCAACAGCAGCAACAGUUAGCCAAUGCUUUCUUCCCAGAUACAGAUUUGGAUAAAUUUGCAGCCGAUGAUAUCAUGGAUCCCAUUGCCAAAGCAAAAAUGGUGGCAUUGAAGGGAAUUAAAAAGGUCAUGGCACAAGGGAACAUCACUGUAGCACCAGGGAUGAAUAGGCAGCAGGUUUCAUUACUAGCGCAGAGGUUGGCUGGAGCUCCAGGAACAAAUGAGGCGCAGACUAAAUUGCCACCUGGAAACAGUCAGCAGGAAACUAAUAGUGAACAGGUGCAGACUCGGCCAAAUCCACCAACCUUUGUCCAAGGGUUUAUAAAUGAGGCAGAACAUCGCCAAUAUGAAGAAUGGCUGCUUCACACUCAACAGCUGCUUCAGAUGCAGCUAAAGUUUUUAGAAGAGCAGAUUGGUGUCCACAGGAAGUCCAGAAAAGCAUUGUGUGCCAAACAACGGACAGCCAAGAAAGCGGGACGCGAGUUCCCUGAGGCAGAUGCAGAGAAACUUAAGCGAGUUACAGAGCAACAAAGUAAAAUCCAGAAACAACUUGAUCAGGUCCGUAAACAGCAAAAGGAACAUACAAAUCUUAUGACAGAAUAUCGGAAUAAACAGCAGCAGAAAUGUUCUCUAUCUCCCUCAGGAGUGAUGGGGACAGCCGCAUCCCAGAAUCCUCGUGUAAUGCCCAAACUUUCAACACCCAUGUUAUCGGCAGCAUUAGCCCAGCAAGGAGGAUCAAUCCUUGGAUCCCAAGCAUUAGCUCAGCAACAAAAUACACUAAUAGGACACACAGGAAAUAUAAGACUGCCACUUCAACAAGGACCAACUUUCUUGACGUCGGCUGUGACACAACAACAAGAAUAUCCAUCUGCCUCAGCAACCGUAUCUUCUUCUGCUCCAACUAGCUUUUUUCCUGGAAAUUCUGCUGCUCAGACACUUACGAAUGAAAACAGACUCCUGCAAGAGAGACAACUACAGCUACAAAGAAUGCAGCUUAUUCAACAACAAGGGCUGGUAGGACCAACUCAGCAACAAAGCAUCAUGGGAAAGUUACAGCAACAAAGUAUCAUUGGACAGCUUCAACCAACAACUCAGCAAAGUAUUGUGGGUAACAAAUCAACGCUGACACAGCAAGCUAUCAUGGGCCAACAGCAGCAAGGUUUCAUUGGACAACAGCAGGGGAUUGUUGUCCAGCCGCAACACCAACCAAGUCAGCAGCAACAAGCUCUUGCAGGUCAACAACUACCCCAGCAGCACACCAACAUGGGUCAAGCUCAGCAACAGCCAGGAACACAGCACCAACAGAGUCUGGCACCUCAACAACAACACUUGAGGCUGAUGAGUCAACAGCAAGGCCUCCUUGGACAUCAGCAAUCCCACCAACAGGGACUUGCAAAUCAACCUAAACCUCCAAGGCCUCAGCAAGGUCUUAUGGCACAGCAGCUGGCACACCAACAAGGUCUUGCAGGUCAACAGCAAGUCCUUGCUUCCCAACAGCAGCAACAGAAUCUCGUUCUACAGCAACAGACAUCCAAUGCUGCUUUGCAACAGCAGGGACUCAUAGGACCUCAACAAGGGAUCGUUUCCCAGAGUCAGCAGUUGGCAACAAUGACACCAUUGCAACAACAUCACCUUCAAGCAGUUUCAGGACAGUUGCACCCACAAAGUGUUAUCAGGCAAAACAAUAUCCUUAGACUUUCCACACCUUUGCAAGGUCAGCAACAAAGCACAAUGGGACAUCAUGCUCGAAUGCAGGGUAUAAUGCGGCAGCAAUCGCAAGAUGUUUUGGGACAACACUUGGCAACGCAAGGCAUAAUGGGACAGCAGACUCCGCUGCAAGUCCUAAGGCAGCAGCUGCCAGGUAUAACAGGGCAAGGGCAGCAGCAGCAUCAAUCCCAAGGAAUGAUCACACAGAACAUGAGGCAACAGCAUCAGCCCCUGAUGUCAGUGGAACAAGGCCAGCAAUCCCAGCCUCAGGGUACGAUGGGCCAGGGUCAGCAGCAUCAGACCCAAAGCACAAUUGGACAGGGACAGGAGCACCAGCCUCUUGCUGUAAUGGGAAUGGGACAGCAGCCACAUCCUUCACCAGCACCACCCCAGCCCCAGGGAUCAAUGGGACAAGGAAUGGUACAGCAACCACCACAACCUACCCAACCCCAGAGCAUGAUGGGGCAACAGCCACAGCCGUCGUCCCAAUCCCAAGGGACAGUAGGUCAGCAAACACCAUCCCAGCCACAGAGUACAGUUGGCCAUGGGAUAGGACAACAAAUGACGCAGGGAAUUGGACAACAGCCCCAGCCCCCGGCCGCGGUGGGUCAGCAGCCCCAGCCCCCGGCCGCGGUGGGUCAGCAGCCCCAGCCCCCGGCCGCGGUGGGUCAGCAGCCCCAGCCCCCGGCCGCGGUGGGUCAGCAGCCCCAGCCCCCGGCCGCGGUGGGUCAGCAGCCCCAGCCCCCGGCCGCGGUGGGUCAGCAGCCCCAGCCCCCGGCCGCGGUGGGUCAGCAGCCCCAGCCCCCGGCCGCGGUGGGUCAGCAGCCCCAGCCCCCGGCCGCGGUGGGUCAGCAGCCCCAGCCCCCGGCCGCGGUGGGUCAGCAGCCCCAGCCCCAGCCCCCGCAGCCCCAGCCCCAGCCCCUGGCCUCGGUGGGUCAGCAGCCCCAGGCUCAGCCCCAGCCCCCGGCCUCGGUGGGUCAGCAGCCCCAGGCUCAGCCCCAGUCCCCGGCCUCGGUGGGUCAGCAGCCCCAGGCUCAGCCCCAGCCCCCGGCCUCGGUGGGUCAGCAGCCCCAGGCUCAGCCCCAGCCCCCGGCCUCGGUGGGUCAGCAGCCCCAGGCUCAGCCCCAGCCCCCGGCCUCGGUGGGUCAGCAGCCCCAGGCUCAGCCCCAGCCCCCGGCCUCGGUGGGUCAGCAGCCCCAGGCUCAGCCCCAGCCCCCGGCCUCGGUGGGUCAGCAGCCCCAGGCUCAGCCCCAGCCCCCGGCCUCGGUGGGUCAGCAGCCCCAGGCUCAGCCCCAGCCCCCGGCCUCGGUGGGUCAGCAGCCCCAGGCUCAGCCCCAGCCCCCGGCCUCGGUGGGUCAGCAGCCCCAGGCUCAGCCCCAGCCCCCGGCCUCGGUGGGUCAGCAGCCCCAGGCUCAGCCCCAGCCCCCGGCCUCGUCGGUGGGUCAGCAGCCCCAGCCCCAGCCCCAGACCACCGGGGGCCAGCAGCCCCAGCCCCAGCCCGCCGUGGGCCAGCAGCCCCAGCCCCAGCCCGCCGUGGGCCAGCAGCCCCAGCCCCAGCCCGCCGUGGGCCAGCAGCCCCAGCCCCAGCCCGCCGUGGGCCAGCAGCCCCAGCCCCAGCCCGCCGUGGGCCAGCAGCCCCAGCCCCAGCCCGCCGUGGGCCAGCAGCCCCAGCCCCAGCCCGCCGUGGACCAGCAGCCCCAGACCACUGUGGGUCAACAGAUGCCAUCCUCAGCCACAGUUGCUCAACCACCCCUUCAGGUUCCCUUGGUGUACGGAGUAGCGCAACAGCAGUCAUCCCAGGGAGCAGUGGGAAUGGGUCAGCAGCCUCAGGGGCAAGGCAUGAAGGGUGUUGGACAGCAGCAAACACAACCUCUGAGCAUGAUGGGAGUUGCACAGCAGCAGCUCCAGCCUCCGAGCACAAUAGGCUUUGGACAGCAGCAACCCCAUGGCACAGUGGGGAUGGGACAAUCCCAAUCUCAAAGCCCAAUAGGGCAGGUAAAGCAACAGCAGCAGCCCCAAGGUUUGAUUGGGGUGAGACAAGCGCAACAACACCAACUACUCCAGGGCCUGAUGGGGCAAUGGCAGCUGCAGACACAAGGUGUAGCCAGACACGGACUGCCACAGAACCUGUCAGGGCAAGGACAGCUGUCACAGACUUUGGUGAACCAUGAGCAAGGACAGCAACAACAACGUUCACAGAGCAUAUUAGGGCAGGGCCAAGGACAGCAGCAACCGCAGAGCCUUAUGAUACAGAGGCAGUCUCCAGGUACAGUGGGGCAAGCACAGCGGUUGCAGAGUCUAGGUACAAUUAGUGGACAGGGCCUUCAGGCAUCUGGUAUGGUGGGUCAGGAGAAGGAGCACGAACAGCAGCAAGAGCAGCCACCUCCAGGUACACUGAGACAAGGACAGCAACAAGCCCAAAUUUUAAUGGAGCAGGAAUCUCUGCUGCCUCCCCAGUGCAUAAUGGGGCAGGACCGUAACCAGCUACCAACUCAGAACAUGUUGAAGAGUGCAGUAGGAUUGGGACAGCCUCAGGGUAUAAUGUAUCAGAAUCUACAAACCCGAUCAGUGACUUCAGUGCAACAAACAAUGCAACAAGGUGUUGCAGGGCAGCAGAGACCAAUGACUCAGCAAAGUCAAUUAAUGAGACGUGUACAGCCAUCUGUAGCAAAUCUCCAACAGAAUAACAGCCUCGGUUUUCAAGGAGUGGUGCGUGUAGCAACAUCUCAGCAGCAUGGAGCAGUAGGAGAUCCAAGGCAAGGGAUACCAAACAUCAUGACUUCACAGUCGUUUCAACAGCAGCAUGCAGGCCUGCGUUCGGUUCAAGUGACUAGUCAACAGAUAGGUUUAGGCCACCUUCGUCCAGGCAUGGUUUAUGUUCAGCAGAUUAAAGCUGAGCAUGGAGGUAAACCACAAGAGAUGGCCCAUCUAAUUCAAAACAAACGAGCAAGGCAGAGCACAGGGUCAACAAAUGAAUUGGUGCCUGCCCAAGCUCAUUGCAGUCGUUCCCAAAUGCUCCAUACAGAGGUAAAUAAAAACAAUUUGGGAGAUGUGCCACUACAAAAUGAAACCUUGGAAACAAUAGUACAGCCACAGCCAGAAUUACUCAAAAACCAUGAAUCUGAAGACAGUACUCCUUGCAUGGCAGACCCUAUUGGAAUGAUGCCUCAGAAGAUGCCGGAUUCCAAAUCUGAUGCAUCCGCAAUGAAACUACAUGGCACUGCAGAAAAAACAAAUUCUGCCACUGAGUCACAAACCAGAAUUAAUAUGGAGAUGCAUGAACAAAGUGAGUUGACAAAAGCUUGCACAUUUGACUUCCCAGUAUCCCCUCCAAAUCAAGUUACAAAGGAGGAAUACCCUGGACUGCGAGCAGAAUCAUCACUGUUGAAUCAAACCAAUGGGCAAGAGGAAUGUGCACAGAAAGUCAUUGGAAGACAGGAUAGCUGUUCUAACUUGCAGGAAGGUGCAGCUAAAGACACCAAUGCAAGUGCAGGUCACUUAGUGAAACAGGAAAACAUUGAUGCAAUUCGCUGUGGGUACUCUGAGGGAACUUUAAAACAUGAGUUAAAUACUGACUCCUUCAGUGCCUUGAAUGUAGGGGACCAGUCUUUCCUUGCUCCCAGGUCUGAAGCUGGACAGCUGCUUCUCCAGAAACUAUUACGCACCAAGAACUUGCAGCUUGUGGCACAGCGCUCUGGAGAUGGAACACACUUGGCUCUAAAAGGACACAUUGAAAGCAAGGCUGUGAUGAUAGAUCGGAAACUCCAAGGUGCAACUGGAAAUACAGAGAUGAAGGAAUUUCAAGAAAUUAGCAAGAAAAACUUGGCCCCAAAAUCAAAAAGAACACAGAAAACAACCGACAGAGGCACCAACUCACGAAAGAAGAGUAAAAAGGAUGAGGGAAUAAAAAGUACAGAUGCCCUCAUGAAGCAGUUGCAACAGCAAUUAUCCCUUCUUCCUUUGAUGGAACCUACCGUUGAGGUGAAUUUUGGCCUCUUUCCUCCAUUUGGGAGCAGUCCUUUCAAUAGCAAGAACCAACUGAAAGGAUCAUUUGGGAAUGCAGUGCUAGACAGUGUUCCAGAUUACUACUCUCAACUUCUCUACAAGCAGAACAAUCUGAGUAACCCACCAACACCACCUUCUUCGCUGCCUCCUACACCACCUCCCUCUGUCCAGCAGAAACUGGUAAAUGGUUUGGCCACUUCUGAGGAGCUGACUGAAGGACAGAAAGAACAUGAAGGACAAAAAGAUCUCAUGACAACAGAAUUGAAAAAUAUGGACAUGUUGGCUUCCUUGCCCACACCACCACACAAUCAAAAUGAAGAUCUAAGUAGAGCAGAGUUGGAAGAUGAUAGGCACACCCCUGACAGCAUUGUGCCAGCAUCCUCACCAGAAAGUGUCCUUGGGCAGGAAACAUCCCGAUUUCCCUUGUUGACUGAAGUGAAGGAAGAGUCAAUGGACCGUGCCCUGUCUCCUGUAAUUCCCAUAAUUCCAGGAGCUUGUAUCCCAGUAUUUCCUGAUACAAAGCCAUUUGUAAAUACAGAAUCAUUCGUUGAAAAUACUGAGAAGGGCACACCUUUCUCUGGCCCAUGGAAGAGUGGCAAAGGAAACCAGGUUGCAGUCACACUCACUGUCUCAGGAACUGUUGCCAAGGAUAUAAAUAGAAUGAUGACCGUUCUUGCUCAGUUGCUCCAAAUGAAGAUCCCAGGUUCCUACGAAGUUGCGUCUGUUCCAGAUGGUUCACGUACUUUUCUGCCAGGUGGAAAAAAAUCCAUGUUGGAAGCCCCUGAUCAAGGCUCCAAAGAAGAUCCAGUGGAUUUGGAGAAAUUGGUGUUGGAAAAACAUAAUUGGUUCAAGCAGUAUGAUGUCACAUUACCAGGCUCUGCCCUUAAGAAACCAGGGGAAGAGAUGGCAACAGCCACACUGGAAACUUCCUCAGACUGUCCAGUGAAGGAAAAAAUCGUGGUGCAUCAUUACAGUAAUAAUAUGUCCAUACUCGAUGUUCACCAGCUUCCCAUAAUACAGCCAGAGUGCUCUCCACCCUCGUCCCCAAGUAUAUCAUCACCUGGAACUCCAGCAGAAUCGAGUAAACCUGACCCAUCAGUUGAAUCGCCAAAGAUCAAGCAUCCUCUCCCACUGGAUGAAAAGCAAUUUGAAGAAGCUCAACCACAAAUGAAGAGGUGGCGAGGAAUCCGUUGGAAGCGUUUGGAAUUUAAAGUCAUAUUUCAUAAAGGGAAAUUUAAACAUGUCUCACAACAUGAAAUUGAAGAACUCAUUCAGAAGCUGGGGACAUCAUUAAAACCAGACCCCAUGCCCAAGGACACUAGGAGGUGCUGUUUCUGUCAUGAAGAUGGUGAUGGAAUAACAGAUGGGCCAGCAAGACUUUUGAACCUGGAUUUGGAUUUGUGGGUCCAUCUAAACUGCGCAUUGUGGUCCUCUGAAGUGUAUGAGACUCAGGCAGGGGCACUGAUAAAUGUGGAAGUGGCUUUCCACAGGGGACUCACCACAAAGUGUGCUUUUUGUCAAAAGACUGGUGCCACUACAGGUUGCCAUCGGGUUCGGUGCCCAAACACCUACCAUUUUGCUUGUGCUAUCCGUGCCCGAUGUAUGUUUUUUAAGGACAAGACUAUGCUUUGCAGUCAACAUAAAUUGAAAGGAGCAAAUGAGCAGGAAAUUCGGUGUUUUGCUGUUUACCGCCGUGUCUACAUUCAAAGAGAUGAGGUGAAGCAGAUUGCCAGCAUUGUGCAGCGUGGCAAACGCAGCCAUAUGUUCAGGGUUGGUGGACUGAUUUUUCAUGCCAUUGGUCAGUUGCUCCCCCAUCAGAUGCAGGAAUUCCACAGCGUGACAGCUCUUUAUCCAAUUGGAUUUGAAGCAACUCGAAUUUAUUGGAGUAUGAGAUACACUAACAAGCGUUGCUGCUACCACUGCACCAUCAAUGAUACUAAUGGGAAACCAGAGUUUGAUAUCCAGGUUAUUGAACAAGGACACGAGGAUCUGAUUGUUACUGAUUGGACUCCACAAGGUGUUUGGAACAGAAUUCUUGAACCUAUUGUGCAGCUGCGGAAAGAAGCAGACAUGCUAAGACUUUUUCCUGACUACAUUAAAGGAGAGGACAUGUUUGGCCUGACUAUCCAUGCUGUCCUGAGGAUUGCAGAGUCGUUGCCAGGUGUAGAGAGUUGUCAGAACUACAUAUUCCGAUAUGGUCGGCACCCACUUAUGGAGCUCCCACUAGCUGUUAAUCCAACAGGUUGUGCCCGUUCUGAACCAAAGAUUAUGACUCAUUACAAACGGCCACACACCUUGAACAGUACCAGCACAUCAAAAGCAUUUCAGAGUACUGUAACUGGAGAAAUUAACACUCCCUACAGCAAACAGUUCGUCCACUCCAAAUCUUCUCAAUACCGCAGACUGAAAACUGAAUGGAAAAAUAACGUUUACCUGGCUCGAUCUCGAAUACAGGGUCUGGGUCUUUAUGCAGCCAAAGACCUUGAGAAGCACACAAUGGUGAUUGAAUAUAUAGGGACAAUCAUUCGCAAUGAGGUUGCAAAUCGCAGGGAGAAAUUGUAUGAGACUCAGAAUCGAGGUGUUUAUAUGUUUCGGAUUAAUAAUGAGCAUGUGAUUGAUGCUACUUUAACUGGAGGCCCAGCCAGAUAUAUCAAUCAUUCCUGUGCCCCCAACUGUGUGGCAGAGGUUGUGACCUUUGACAAGGAGGACAAAAUAAUCAUUAUCUCAAGCAGGCGAAUUCCAAAAGGUGAAGAGCUGACUUAUGACUACAAGUUUGAUUUUGAAGAUGAUCAGCACAAGAUUCCUUGUCAUUGCGGAGCUCUCAACUGCAGAAAAUGGAUGAACUAAAACAUUCAGAGCAAAUUCAGCUGACUCAAAAUUCACAAUAAUUUCAGAUGGUUCAGAACUCCAGACAUCUGCUAUACUCUGAUAAAUCAAACUGACAGAUCAUCCUACAUGAAGAUGGGAAGAAUUCUCACUGGUUCACAAAGAAGUAUUUACUGCGUUCCAUGUUGGAGUAUAUCUGUGGUUGGGAGUUAGUGUAGUGCUAAGAAGUGCAGAACCUUUUAACAAAAUUUAGCAAACAACGAGUUACUAAAACAAAUGGACUAAGCAGGUGUACAAAGAUACUAAGAUACCCAGCCAGUGACUGCGUUUCCUGCCAGGUCUAUGGGAUGCUUCUGAAUGUAAUCUCUGGAUUUUUUUUUGUCUGUAGUUCCUGCAAGAGAAAGAGAGAGAGAGAGAAUGAGAAUCUCUCACCUGUGCAGACCUUUUCUGAUGGGACUUAAUCUAAAGGAUAGAUUGUAUUUCUAAUGAAAUUCAUCCAAAGGAGGGAAGACUGGGAUUGAAAAAUCUAUAGCUUUCCUAACUCUGCUGGAAGAGGUCUCUGAUAUUAGACAGAGGUGUGGUACAUCUCAAGGUGAAAGGGAAUGGCAUUUUCAUCUGAUUUAGUUUUUUUUUUAGAAAAAAAAAUUUGAAUAUUGCAGGGUUCAUAUAAAAUAAACACUUUUUUGUGGGAGCGAAUUGAUUUUGAAACCAAGGCAGCGAUGUAAUAAACAGCACUCCUAAAAACACUAGAGUUUUAAAGAGAUGGUGUCCCUUGGGUGUGACAAAUUUAACUGCAUUAAUAUGUUGGAUUUCUCAUACUAUUUGCCCUAAUUGUAUCCGGGGGGAUCAGUGUGGGACUUUUUUGUUUGCAAGAUUUCUGAUUACUUCGCCAAAACCUUUGUUGACUUUUUAAGCAACAGACCCUUUUUGUGUGUUAUCAUCAAUCACAAAUUCUUUAUUUCAAAAGAAGUUAACUCCAUAUUUGACCAAUAUCUAGAAAAAGAAAAAAAUGUAAUGAAGUAGCUUGAUAGAAACUGAGAAAUGUAAGCAUCCAUCCACGUUGGUCACAGUGUGUAAGAUCUGAGUGACCAUGUAAGAAAUGUUGAUCUUUUGCACAUCCUUAUUCAAAAAUAACUGUGCAAAAGAUACUUUUUGAAAGACAAUCCACAUUAGUAAGGACUCACUAGGACCAGUUUUAAUGGUUCUCUGUUGGGAAUUUACUGGAAAUGAAUUAGGGACACUGGGGCUGGCACAAUAAUAAUAUUGUUAAGGUCUAUCUGUAAAUGUCCAGUUGAAAACCAAGGAUCAAAAUGAUAAAUUGACCAGCUUCCAAUUCUGAAUCUUGAAGAUCCCUUUUAAGCUGUCGACCUGACAACACACAUUUUCAUGAUUGAUGAGAGUUUCUUCCAUCACGCAAUUCAUAUUAUUUUAAAGCUAGAGAAAUUCAGAGCUAUUUAAGGAGGCCAGUGGGGACCUAUAAACUCAAUUAUAAGUCCUCAGUUGCUGAUCAAUAAUGCAAAAUAUAAUGAAAAGGAAGGUGGCACUAAAGACUUGGUCUGAAGCCUCCUUGAUCCUAAUCAGUCAGUAUCGACAGGCAAAUCGUUAGGGCAUUUGGUUCAACGCACAAACGGACUCUCUCUGAAAUCUCUUGCAGAGGAGACUUGCACUGAAGGAUUUCUCACCUACUUGAUUCCACAAGUCAUUUUACUGUAGUUUUGUUCCUGUAAUAUAUAUAUAAAAGUGUGAAUUUUAUUCGGAACAGUAGGAUAGGUCUGGAUGGGGGAGAUUUUUUUUAUUGGCGCGAUUCGUGAAAGCUGCUUCCCCCACUGCAUCUUCUCCACGCUGCAACUGUAAAAAUGUAAAUACAAAACUUGUAGAAAUCUCCAAAGCAGAAACCACUGGAUCAGAUUCUCAUUCGUACAAAUGAACGGUUGGUAUUGGUGAUAUAAAAUAGCUGCUGGUUGGAUUGAAGCAGGGAAGACAUUAGCAUGCAAUGAGAAGAUUCUAGGUAAUGUAGAUCAUGUUAGAUAAAUUUAAGCUUACAGUGUUUUACUGUUUUUAUAAUAAAAGCUGAUUUCACCCCUCUUCAACUGGUAGGAGCCGGUGUGUCUUUUAAUGGAAGAUUCUAAUUUAAAAAUGGGGCUUUUUCAUGUUAACUGAAGAUGUCCACAGAGCCCUAAUGCAUUGUGAGAUCCUACUUCCCCAAGCUGGGGAGGUUACAGUCACGUAAUGUAUUGUUGGAACGUGUUCAGUUAAUAAAUGAAGAUGUCCUGUUUGCAGUAAAGCCUUGUUCAUACUGUUUACACUCUGAGCUAGGUAUUUUGUGGUGCAUUUUAUCCUUGCAAUUGGGGCAAAAACAAAAGCAGAGAUUUGAGUAUUUUUUAAUGACAAAAUAAACUUCCAGAAUAUGAAAGGGUUUUUUUUGUUUGUGUUGUGUGCAUUCUGUACAGCAAAUGUUGUCACUGGUAAUGAAUUAAAAUUAUCCUUUUUUAUUGUAUGUGGCAUGUUUUUUUUGUACUGAACAUAAGUUGAAUUGUAUAUAAUUUAUGUCAAAAGAGCCAAGAUGUUUCUUGCUCUAUGUAUUAAAUCUCCUGCAGGAAUAAGCUUAUUCUGUACAUCCCUGGUACAUGUAGAGACCGUUUAUGAUCAUGUUGGCUAGAUUGUACAAACCUUUUUUAAAUACAAAUGUAGCAUCUUUGCAUUACUGUAUGAUAAAUAGGGACAUUGUUCCUACAGAGGUGA
This is a messenger RNA of Pristis pectinata (smalltooth sawfish), 21334 nucleotides long. It is a transcript of the gene kmt2d, whose product is annotated as lysine (K)-specific methyltransferase 2D. The coding region runs from base 353 to 18613 and encodes 6086 amino acids. Gene Ontology annotation, cellular component: MLL3/4 complex; nucleus. Gene Ontology annotation, biological process: positive regulation of transcription by RNA polymerase II. Lineage: Eukaryota; Metazoa; Chordata; Chondrichthyes; Rhinopristiformes; Pristidae. Gene Ontology annotation, molecular function: histone binding; histone H3K4 methyltransferase activity; transcription coactivator activity. The transcript is spliced from 58 exons. The record is from RefSeq and is a predicted model, not a curated record.